This is a messenger RNA of Panthera uncia (snow leopard), 1139 nucleotides long. RefSeq names its product neuropeptides B and W receptor 1 (gene NPBWR1). The transcript has a single exon. NCBI's taxonomy places the organism in Eukaryota, Metazoa, Chordata, Mammalia, Carnivora, Felidae. The record is from RefSeq and is a predicted model, not a curated record. Gene Ontology annotation, biological process: neuropeptide signaling pathway. The coding region runs from base 150 to 1139 and encodes 329 amino acids. Gene Ontology annotation, cellular component: membrane; neuron projection. Gene Ontology annotation, molecular function: neuropeptide binding; neuropeptide receptor activity.
GACCGCGGGGAACGCGCCUCCGCGGGGGGGGUGGUGGAGCCACAGGAGUCGGAGCGCGGUCCGCGCGGACGCGGCCCCGGGGGAGCCGCAGAGCCCGGCGGGGCGGCCGUGGAGGAGACGGGGUCGCCGGCUCCCCUGCCCUCGCCGACAUGCACAACGACACCUUCUCGGAGCCGGGGCCCGCCAACGCGUCGUGCCCGGGGCCCGCGCUGGGCUGCCCCAACGCGUCGAGCCUGCCGCCGCCGCUGCCGCCGCCGCUGGCCGUGGCCGUGCCCGUCGUCUACGCGGUGAUCUGCGCGGUGGGGCUGGCUGGCAACUCCGCAGUGCUGUACGUGCUGCUGCGGGCGCCCCGCACGAAGACCGUCACCAACCUGUUCAUCCUCAACCUGGCCAUCGCCGACGAGCUCUUCACGCUCGUGCUGCCCGUCAACAUCGCCGACUUCCUGCUGCAGCGGUGGCCCUUCGGGGAGCUCAUGUGUAAGCUCAUCGUGGCCAUCGACCAGUACAACACGUUCUCCAGCCUCUACUUCCUCACGGUCAUGAGCGCCGACCGCUACCUGGUGGUGCUGGCCACGGCCGAGUCGCGCCGGGUGGCCGGCCGCACGUACCGCGCGGCGCGCGCCGUGAGCCUGGCCGUGUGGGGGCUCGUGACGCUGGUCGUGCUGCCCUUCGCCGUCUUCGCCCGGCUCGACGACGAGCAGGGCCGGCGCCAGUGCGUGCUGGUCUUCCCGCAGCCCGAGGCCUUCUGGUGGCGGGCGAGCCGCCUCUACACGCUGGUGCUCGGCUUCGCCAUCCCCGUGUCCGCCAUCUGCGUCCUCUACGGCGUCCUGCUGUGCAGGCUGCGCGCCAUGCGGCUGGACAGCCACGCCAAGGCCCUGGACCGCGCGAAGAAGCGGGUGACGCUCUUGGUGGUGGUGAUCCUGGCCGUGUGCCUCCUCUGCUGGACGCCCUACCACCUGAGCACCGUGGUGGCGCUCACCACCGACCUCCCGCAGACGCCGCUCGUCAUCGCGGCCUCCUACUUCAUCACCAGCCUGAGCUACGCCAACAGCUGCCUCAACCCCUUCCUCUACGCCUUCCUGGACGACAGCUUCCGCAGGAGCCUCCGCCAGCUGCUGGCCUGCCGCGCUGCCGCCUGA